AUCCGCAAUAUUUGUGGCAAUUUAAAAAAAAACACAAUAUUUGUGUCAUUAACCCUCUUGGAACCGAUCCAAUAGUUAACAUCCCAACCUAUGCCGAAAAUGAAAUAGAUUUUUUUUUUUUUGGGUAAUAAAAAUGAAUUAGAUUAUAGUAGAAAUCAUCAGAAUUAGUGGUGCGAAUAUGACCAAAGAAUGAAGUGUAAAACAAAGAAGAACGACUCGUUUUUUGUCACAGUUCUAGAAGGAGAUAGUGAAACGUGAUUAACGAACCAUUUGCGACCUGAAGAGGGAUUAGAGUAUUUAUUAAUUAGUAUUUACAUUACUUUAGGCAGAUGAUAUGGAAGCAUCGGAGCCGUACGCGGUCACUGUCGCCAACUUUUGCCCAACCACCGCCGGCCGUCGGAUCGGCGACCGCCGAUAAAGACCAAAAAGAAACCCAUACCGGCAACUCGUUCACACUCCUGAGUCCAGGCUGACUCCACUCCUCUCCAUUUUAUAAUUCACCACUUUGAAAUAUCCCAAUCAAUCGGAUUUCUCUGUUCUCUCCAUCCAUCCUUCCUCUGAAACCCCACUCCGCCGCCGUCCACCGCGAUGUCAGCCCAACCGCCGCCGCCGCUACCGCUACCGCUGGACUUCUCCGCCGUCCUAUCCGAAUCGAAGCGCAUAAUCAACGCCCACUCCCGCCACUUCCUCGCCCUCUCCGUCCUCUUCCUCCUCCCUCUCUCCUUCUCCGUCACCGUCUUCUCCACCAUCCACAACCUCCUCCUCCACCACCACCCCUCCGGCCACCGCCCCGAAUCCCUCCUCUCCCGUCCGCUGCCGCUCCUCCCCAGCCUAGCCCAGUUGGACUCCCAAUCCUCCGAUCAGUUCCCUUUCCCCCACCACCACCACCACGACCAUGAUUUCCAGCUCCCAAUCGAAACCCUAGCCCUCGUCGCCGGCUUCGCCCUCUUCUUCUUCGUCUUCACAAUACUCGCAAUCGGAUCCAUCAGUUACAGCGUCGUCCACGGAUUCUACGGCCGACCCGUCAAGCUCGUCUCCGCCAUCAAAUCCGGGUUCAAUUCCUUCUUCCGACUCUCCAUCACCCACAUCGUCGUCAAGCUCCUGCUCUCCCUGGUGGCGCUCCUCUUCCUCUGCUCUUUCUACUUCGUAAUCAAGGGUCUGGAAUUGGUGUGCCUCGAAAUCGACCCCGAUUCGCCCUACUUCCUCGCUCUUGCCCUCGUCUACUCCGUCGUCCUGCUCGCGGUGAUCCUCUAUUUCAAACUCAAUUGGUCCCUCUCUUCCGUCAUCGUCGUGGCGGAAUCUAGCUGGGGAGUUCGGGCAUUGAGGCGCAGCGGGUAUUUGGUGAAAGGGAUGCGGCGAGCGGUUCUCUAUUUCUUUCUCUUGUUUGGACUCGCCUCCGGGAUUUUGACUUGGACCAGCUCGAUUGCAGCGGCGAAAUGGGGCGGUGGCGACGCCAUUGGCGGGAAUCAAGGAUGGAAUAGCUGGUUCUUUGUGGCGCAGAUUGUGGUGACUUCGGCUCUUUUGACUCUGAUUCUGCUCUACUUCUUCGCUGCACAGACGGUUCUGUAUAUGUACUGCAAGGCUGUUCGCGGGGAGCUUGCUUCAGAGAUUGCGCAGGAAUUCGCGAGGGAGUACGUCUGCUUGCCUUUCGAUGAUGAGAAGGUGCCUCAUCUUGUUUCUGUUGUCUGCACUUGACAAGCAAAUAACAAGUUUGAAGCUUUUCCCCUUUUGUUUCUGUGCCUCUGUCAUUCGUUCUAGUGUCACAGACUCGGUGUUUUGUAACUCAGGACCAUGGAGCUUGUGAAUAACAGUACGUUAUAGACUUCAGUUGUGCUGAUGGAACCAUUGAUGGAGAGUUUGUUUCUAAUAUGCUGGUUUCUUUCUGGGUUUGGUUUGGCUUGAUCUAAUGUAUAAUAGAUGUAAGAUAACUUG
Molecule: messenger RNA, 1932 nt
Organism: Linum trigynum
Lineage: Eukaryota; Viridiplantae; Streptophyta; Magnoliopsida; Malpighiales; Linaceae
Source: the annotation of a GenBank genome assembly